CCUUAGCAGCAUCGUUAUAUAGGCGAGCUGAAGUAGCCAAAUCUGUGAAUUAGAGGCCACUUCACUGACCGAAGCUACUAGAAAUCAAAAUGAGGAAAUGGACGAUCCCUUCCGCUCUGCUUCUCUUGUGUCUUCUGUUUCUGCUACCAGAUCAAGGUCGCAAACUACACGCGAAUGCCGAGGUUGAUUCGGAGGAGCUUGUGGAUCCUCCGAAGGUAGAGGAUAAGAUCGGUGCCGUUCCACAUGGUUUAUCUACUGAUUCUGACGUCGCGAAGAGGGAAGCGGAGUCGAUCUCGAAGAGGUCGCUUCGUAAUAAUGCGGAGAAGUUUGAGUUCCAGGCUGAGGUUUCUCGGCUUAUGGAUAUCAUCAUCAACUCUCUUUAUAGCAACAAAGACAUCUUCCUCAGGGAAUUGAUCUCAAAUGCUUCUGAUGCGUUGGACAAAAUCAGAUUCCUUGCACUCACAGACAAAGAGGUUUUGGGUGAAGGCGAUACUGCGAAACUCGAGAUCCAGAUUAAAUUGGAUAAGGAAAAGAAAAUCCUUUCCAUCCGUGACAGAGGUAUUGGGAUGACCAAAGAGGAUUUGAUAAAGAACUUGGGAACUAUUGCCAAGUCUGGAACUUCAGCAUUUGUGGAGAAAAUGCAAACAAGUGGAGACCUUAAUCUCAUUGGGCAGUUUGGUGUUGGGUUCUACUCAGUUUACCUUGUUGCUGACUAUGUUGAAGUGAUUAGCAAGCAUAACGAUGACAAACAGUAUGUGUGGGAAUCAAAGGCUGAUGGAGCAUUUGCAAUUUCUGAGGAUACAUGGAACGAGCCAUUGGGUCGUGGAACUGAAAUUAGACUCCAUCUUCGAGAUGAGGCUGGAGAGUACUUAGAGGAGUACAAAUUGAAGGAGCUGGUGAAGAAAUAUUCUGAAUUCAUAAACUUCCCCAUCAAUAUCUGGGCUAGCAAAGAGGUUGAUGUAGAGGUUCCUGCCGAUGAAGACGAGUCAACUGAUGAUGAAACAACUGAAAGCUCUGAGGAAGAAAAAGAAGAUGAAGAUACUGAGAAAGAUGAGGAUGAAGAAGCCGAGAAGAAACCAAAGACAAAGAAGGUGAAAGAAACUACUUAUGAGUGGGAACUUUUGAAUGAUGUUAAGGCCAUAUGGUUGCGGAAUCCAAAGGAGGUGACAGAGGAAGAGUAUACAAAAUUUUAUAAGUCUCUUGCUAAGGACUUUGGCGAUGAGAAACCAUUAUCAUGGAGUCACUUUACUGCUGAAGGGGAUGUUGAGUUCAAGGCUGUUCUGUUUGUGCCACCAAAGGCUCCUCAUGAUCUAUAUGAAAGCUAUUAUAAUUCUAAUAAAUCCAACUUGAAGUUGUAUGUUAGAAGAGUUUUCAUCUCGGAUGAAUUUGAUGAACUUUUACCGAAAUAUCUAAACUUUUUGAAGGGUCUUGUCGAUUCCGACACAUUACCACUCAAUGUUUCUCGAGAAAUGCUUCAACAACACAGCAGUUUGAAAACAAUCAAAAAGAAACUCAUCCGAAAGGCCCUUGAUAUGAUCCGCAAAAUUGCUGAUGAGGAUCCUGAUGAGUCUAAUGAUAAAGAUAAAAAAGAUGUUGAAAAUUCUAGUGAUGAUGAGAAGAGAGGUCAAUAUACAAAGUUCUGGAAUGAAUUUGGCAAAUCCAUCAAGCUUGGUAUCAUUGAGGAUGCGACUAACAGAAACCGCUUAGCAAAACUUCUGAGAUUCGAGAGCACAAAGUCAGAUGGCAAAUUGACCUCACUUGAUCAGUACAUCUCGAGAAUGAAAUCAGGGCAGAAAGACAUCUUUUACAUAACAGGAACCAGCAAGGAACAAUUGGAAAAAUCUCCAUUCCUUGAGAGGCUUAAGAAGAAAAAUUUUGAGGUCAUUUUCUUUACAGAUCCAGUUGAUGAAUAUCUAAUGCAAUAUUUGAUGGACUAUGAAGACAAGAAGUUCCAGAAUGUGUCCAAGGAAGGCCUGAAACUUGGGAAAGAUUCAAAAGUUAAGGAACUCAAGGAGUCUUUCAAGGAGCUCACAAAAUGGUGGAAGGGGAUUCUUGCGAGCGAUAAUGUGGAUGACGUGAAGAUAAGCAACCGUUUGGACAAUACUCCUUGUGUGGUUGUGACAUCCAAGUAUGGAUGGAGUGCAAAUAUGGAGAGGAUCAUGCAGUCUCAGACGCUAACAGAUGCGAACAAACAGGCCUACAUGCGUGGCAAGAGGGUGCUUGAAAUCAACCCAAGGCAUCCAAUCAUCAAGGAGCUCCAGGAGAGAGUAGCAAAGGACCCUGAGGAUGAGGGCCUAAAGCAAACAGGGCAGCUUGUAUACCAAACAGCACUCAUGGAAAGUGGAUUUGUUCUAUCAGACCCCAAGGAUUUUGCUUCCCGUAUCUACAGCUCAGUGAAGUCUAGCCUAGACAUCAGUCCAGAUGCUGCUGUUGAGGAGGAAGUCGAUGUAGAAGAAGCUGAGGCUGAAAGUGAAACAAAAGACGCGGAGACAACUACCAAGGAUGAAGAAGCUGAAGCAACUAAAGAUGAUGUGGAUACAGAGCCUUCAGAUGUCAAGGAUGAGUUGUAGAUUGCUGGAUACAUGGGCUGACGCUUAUUUCUCUUAAUUGACACGUUGGUCCUGUUUGAUGGAUUUUUCUUCAGUUCCCCUGCCUUUCGCCCGACGAUGGGCCUUGGGGCAGCCAGGUACUGCAUCAUGCAUUUUCAUUGUGAACUUUUGAGGAAAAAAGGGUUUAGAUCGUCGUAGAGCUAAUGUAACCAUAUCCCCAGGAUUUUUGUCUUUACUGUCUAAUUAAUGAAUGAGUCUGUGGUCAUGCGUUUAAGCGUUUUUCAUAGCAAGUUGCCAUUUUAUUAGCCUUUUCCUCCAGCGACCAUGUAGUUUGGGAAUGGUUUUUGCAAGCUGUCUUGCUUUAGGUGAGAGGUUGGAGUCUCCCCUAUAUUUUCAUUAACCUCGAAUUUAGUGGCAAUGGUUUCCUGCAUAUCGUUGCUUUAUCUUGCUUGAGGGGUGUAUUAUGGUUCGGGGAAAAUGAAUGUUUCUGUAGAAGUCAUUUUGUUCAUUUACUUCUUGCAAAACGAGCUUUACAAAAAAACCAUGGAUGGGUUGUGGUAUCAGUAGAUAGAUGCUGUGGGUGUGACGUCUCAGCGGACAGUCUUUGAUAGGAAAGUUUCGGUAUGGGCCAUUAGCAUGUUUGUCGGCCU
Molecule: messenger RNA, 3199 nt
Organism: Tripterygium wilfordii
Lineage: Eukaryota; Viridiplantae; Streptophyta; Magnoliopsida; Celastrales; Celastraceae
Product: endoplasmin homolog
Exons: 15
Coding region: 90-2570 (826 amino acids)
Biological process (GO): protein folding
Molecular function (GO): ATP binding; ATP-dependent protein folding chaperone; ATP hydrolysis activity
Source: RefSeq, a predicted model, not a curated record